Messenger RNA from Lacerta agilis (Sand lizard), 2782 nucleotides. It is a transcript of the gene RAB6A, whose product is annotated as RAB6A, member RAS oncogene family. The record is from RefSeq and is a predicted model, not a curated record. The transcript is spliced from 8 exons. Gene Ontology annotation, molecular function: GTP binding; GTPase activity. NCBI's taxonomy places the organism in Eukaryota, Metazoa, Chordata, Lepidosauria, Squamata, Lacertidae. Bases 80 to 706 code for a protein of 208 amino acids.
GGACGGGCGGCGGCUCCUCCCUCCCUCCUCCUCCUCUUCCAGCUUUCCCACCUUCCUCCUUCUCCUCCUCUUCCUCAUCAUGUCGGCGGGCGGAGACUUCGGCAACCCUCUGCGGAAAUUCAAGCUGGUCUUCCUCGGGGAGCAGAGCGUGGGGAAGACCUCUUUGAUCACCAGGUUCAUGUAUGACAGCUUUGACAACACCUACCAGGCAACUAUUGGCAUCGACUUCUUAUCAAAAACCAUGUACCUGGAAGAUCGCACAAUCAGGUUGCAGCUGUGGGAUACUGCGGGUCAGGAACGUUUUCGUAGCCUCAUUCCCAGUUACAUCCGUGACUCUGCUGCUGCUGUAGUAGUUUACGAUAUCACAAAUGUAAACUCAUUCCAGCAAACCACAAAAUGGAUUGAUGACGUCAGAACGGAAAGAGGUAGCGAUGUCAUCAUAAUGCUAGUAGGGAACAAAACAGAUCUAGCAGAUAAGAGGCAAGUAUCUAUUGAAGAAGGGGAGAGGAAAGCCAAAGAGCUGAAUGUAAUGUUUAUUGAAACUAGCGCAAAGGCAGGAUACAAUGUAAAACAGCUUUUCCGACGUGUGGCUGCUGCCUUGCCCGGGAUGGAAAGCACGCAGGACAAAAGCAGAGAAGACAUGAUCGACAUCAAACUUGAAAAGCCUCAAGAGCAGCCCGUCAGUGAAGGCGGCUGUUCAUGCUAAUAGAGUGUAUUGCUUUUCUCUUACCUUUCUCCAGACCAUCACUGCUUCUUCCUCUCCCUAACCCCACCCCCUUUCCCCUCCCCAGACUCAUUGGCAGCAAUGUGACUAUUGGCUUGCCCACCACCCCACCCACCCCCACCCCCCAUCCGUAACGUAGCCGCGGUUCAUCAUUGCUGCUUGUCUCGUGAAGAUGAUCUGUUAGCUUCACAAGCACAAAAGAAAGUCAGUGUCUUCGUUAUUUAUAAGGAAGUUUCAAAACGAGCCAAAACGAUCGUAGCGUAUUUCCGUGAUUCUUUUGAAAACGGCAGCCCCACCAGAAAGAUAGGUACAAAUUUGGUGAUAUUUUUUUUUUUUAAUGUUUCAAUAUUGCACUUACAGAAUUAGUGGAAAUGGGAGCAGAACGUUUGGAUUUGGUGAAAAGGAGUGUGCAGGGUAGAAAUGAAUCGGCAGUGUGGAGCAGUCCUCGGUGGUUCGGCCUGUUCUUUUGCAAAAACCAAAACCAGCCCGCUUUGCCUUUUCGGUUGAGAUCCUCUGGCCAUUUUUUUCUAAACGGUAGCCUUUUUGAAAUGCUAAUAAGAUGCUUUUUGUAAAGGGGCAAAGUUGCAGAUAACUGUUCUUCGGGGUUUAGAAACUGCUCGCUCUACAUAGAAGCCCCACGGAACAAACGAACCAGUUUGCAGUGCACCUUUGGGGUUUCUGCACUAGGCUGGAAUGUCUUCAGAAUGAGGAUGAGGGGAGGCACAGAGGCCACAAACAGGUUCUGGCGCUAUAGACAACUUGGUCAAGCUGUGAAUCUGUCUCUGAAAAGAGACACCUACGCUACCAACCUUUUAAAGAUCCAGCCUAAAGUUAAUACGUAAUGAGGGAGAUGAGGAGACAGAGGAGAAGAGACUAUUCCUGAGUUCAAGAUAAAUGGAAAGGGAGGGGGGUACUUGUAAAAGUAGAUUUUAAAAGUCCCUUAGAUGAAAAAGGAAGGGAACAAAAGAUGGAAACAAAACUUAAAAUUAUGCAGACUUUUGCCUUUGUUUUUAGCAUUUUUUAAUUAUUAUUUUGGGUCUUCAGAGUCUCGUGUAUUUGUUAUUUCUGCGUAGUUUGGUUAAAUAAUUGGUUGUUUAGUAUUAUGUUUUAACUGGACUAUAAUUAACCGUGGUAACCUUCAAUAUUUAUUUCUUUGCUUUUUUUUACUGUCUUCAUGGGUUUUUUUGUGGGGGGGGGGGAGGUGUUUGUUAAUCUAUUUAGAGCUUUGGCAAUGUCACGAGAUAUAGCUUAUCCAAGAAACACACUGGGAAGUGGACACACAUUCACACGCUCACUCUAGAAGUGCACUCUCUUAAUCUGUACUAGUCAUUGUGAAGUUGCUGUGUAAGUUAACACAACUGUAAAUACAUUGUUUGUAGGAGGAGCGUUUGCAGCUGGGGAGGGGUACAAUCCAGGAAAGGCCUCUCGAGUUUCCGUUUUUUCUAAGUGAUUGUUUAAAAUGGGGUGGGGGGGGUGGGGAGAACUGGCUCUCCCUCUCUAUCUUCAAUGCCCCCCUUCACUUUAGGGGGGGGGAAGCCCCCUCCCCAAGCAUCCCAGCUUCGGAUGUGCACACGCAAAGUCUCUCUGUUCCUGCAUUGUGGAAUUGGAAUGGCAAAUUCAUCACUUUGACCUGAGUUUCCAGUAACUUUGCAUAUACCAGCAAUGUCAUCGUAUGUUUAAAGGGCAGAACAAGACACCCAAAAUGCUUUUAAUGCAAUAUUGAAGAGGUGGUUUUAUCUUUCCUUUUCCUUUUUCGAAGUAGCAUGUCUGGAAUUAAGCGUUUAAAUAUGGCGACGACAGAUGGAUGUGUUCUUUUUCCCGAAAAAGAAACGAAAGGGGGAGGCCUGGCUACUUUUUUUCCUGUAUUGUUGUAUUCUAUGUGUGCGAAGAGAAAAAACCACAAAAAAUUAAAAACAUGAUCCAUCCUGCUGCUUUUUAAUAUUGAGUUUUCCGUGGCUUGGGUUCUUAAAACAAUGAAAAUGUGUACACGGGUUGGAUUUUUUUAAACAUGCACAGAAUUUUUUGCUUCCAAUAAAGUAUCUAAUCAAAACACUAAAA